Molecule: messenger RNA, 1883 nt
Organism: Haliotis rufescens (red abalone)
Lineage: Eukaryota; Metazoa; Mollusca; Gastropoda; Lepetellida; Haliotidae
Exons: 2
Coding region: 105-908 (267 amino acids)
Biological process (GO): lipoprotein metabolic process; lipid transport
Cellular component (GO): membrane; extracellular region
Molecular function (GO): lipid binding
Source: RefSeq, a predicted model, not a curated record
UCUUACAUCAUUUUGAAUUCCUUGCACCACCCAAGGAAAUAUACCCAUACAGCCAGGCCAGUCACACUCAAGCAGUCAAUAUCAUAUUCGCUGAGGUAUUCAAAAUGGAACACAGUGGCCCAUCUGCAGAGAUAAGAGAUUAUCUUGUGAGAAGAUGGCAUGACGAUGGGCAGAAGGUUGUCAAAUUGAUUGAAGAAUAUAUUGAAGCACUGAAACAGAUGUCAAAGAACAAUGCUAAUAAACGACAAAUGGCUAGUGGUUUAGGCAUAUUUGGAAGCGGGCUUACGUUGUUGGGCCUAGCAUUGGCGCCCUUCACAGCAGGGGCAUCUGCUGCUGCAGUCGCUGUUGUUGGAUCCGGAGUUGCUACGGUUGGGGGGAUUGCAUACACAGGAGUUAAUAUUUUCGAAAAGAAAAACGAAAAUAGUCGAGCUAAAGAGAUUCGAUCAAGGGUGAUGAAUUUCAGUGAUGAGACUAUAUCCCUUAUUCGCAGAAUGCGUACAAACAAGACGCCAGACGAUGACGGAUUGUGCGGUUUACUGUCGAGCAGAAAGACAAAUUACAUUGGGGAGUUUAUUCCAUUUGCCGAACCCACAGUUGCAUCAUGUGCAACCGGUGCCUUUAGCAAAACAUUUAAAAAGAAUCCACCAACAAGCUACUUUGCAAGAGAUGAGAAAGCCAUAGAGGAAGUGUUUGGGUACAAAAUGUCAUCGACCCAUUUUAAUGGGAUGAUUGGAGUCGUUGGUGCACUUGCAUCAGUUCACAGCAUCUUCAAGCAUUACGAACAGAUAAUUGAUGAUCAGAGAAUCAUAGAUGAGGGAACCAACAGUGCAUUUGUAACCCAGCUGUCCAAACAGAAAGAAAACAUUCAGUGCCAACUGAAUCGCGGACUGAUGCGGAUCGAACAAUAAUAAUCAACCGCCAAACCCGAGAGAUGGGAAUUGAUGUAGUUUAGCGUCGGAGUUACAAAUAUUCCAGCCAGGGCGUCGUUGCAUUGCGCAAGGGCUGUUACGAUCUUGAAGAAACAUACUUUUUAAUUUGCUGAACAUUAUCUGGAACUUGAAUAUAAACACAGCAGAAUCUCCUGACAGGAACGGACCUGUAAACCUGACCUGUGCAAGACUGCAAGUUUAGAGCGGUUUUGUCGCGAUCAAUGAGAUUAUUGCAGUUGUUGCGUUGCUUUAAGUCACGAUAUGAACACGCAAGAAUCGAUUAUGUUUACAAAUACAUUAAAAGUAUUCUUUCAAACCUUAAAGAUAUAUGAAGACAUCUAAAUACAUCUUUAAUUUGCACGAAAGGAUACAUGUAUAUAUCCACUUUAGUAACAACUAAACUACUCUUAUAUACAUAUAAGUAUCUAGCUUUCAUCUGCUUUACUUUCUGAUCCACAAACCUCUUCCUUUCCAAAUCUAAUGAACAUGUAAAUAGUUCUUCCACACAUGUUCUAUAUGUAUAGCUAAAACGUGUAAACUUUCCACCUUGCAAAAUAAAAAAAGCAGCGCCUUUGUAUAUGUCAGUUCCCUUCUCCCUUGCAUAUAUUCAAGGCUCUUUCAACCUCUUCUUUUCCAUUGCAAUACGCUACUGCACACCAUAUAUUGGCAAUAGAAGCUGAUAAUAAGAUCCAUAAAUGAGUGAGAUACUGUUAUAACUUAACCCCAUAAUAUGUCAUGUGUAACUAGUUCUCCAGUGCUGGGCUGCCUUUAUUGGUCCAUUGAUCUAGCAAGAUAUAACAUUUAUUCUAAGUUUUCCUAUAAAUAUAGAUCUGACCUUUGAGUCCUAUUUUUUAAGUUUUUGUAUUAGCCCGUCGUGCCAUACCAUGUCGAAAGCUUUAGAGAAGUCUAAGAAGAUGCCUGUGGUAUAUUGUUUAUUUAGUUGUCCUGUCUUAA